Molecule: messenger RNA, 742 nt
Organism: Dioscorea cayenensis subsp. rotundata (Guinea yam)
Lineage: Eukaryota; Viridiplantae; Streptophyta; Magnoliopsida; Dioscoreales; Dioscoreaceae
Product: peptidyl-prolyl cis-trans isomerase FKBP16-1, chloroplastic
Exons: 8
Coding region: 53-679 (208 amino acids)
Molecular function (GO): peptidyl-prolyl cis-trans isomerase activity
Source: RefSeq, a predicted model, not a curated record
UGUAAAAAAUCCUUAUCCUCUUCGUUCUGCUUCUCCUCUGAAUGCUCUCUGAAUGAUGGAAGGAGCUUGCAUGGUCGUCAAUAGAGCCUUCCUCUGGUCUUCUCCACGUGAAACCAGAUUGAUUGAGAAAUUAGGAGUGAAGGAUGUUUGGAUAAAGGGGUUGUCAUAUGAUUCAAUGAGUAGAGUAUCAAGGAGAAGGUUCAUAUCACAAUUUGUGGGUUUUGGUGGAGCUUUUCUGUAUGUUAGUCCUGUUCUUCCUGCCCCAAUGCUGGAGAAGGAAUCUGAUGUUAUUCGGUACCGGAAGCUGAGUAAUGGAGUUAAGAUUCAAGAUAUUGUCAAAGGGGAAGGAAUAGAGGCACAUGAAGGGGACUUAGUUGAAGUUAAUUAUGUUUGUCGACGCUCUAAUGGGUACUUUGUUCAUAGCACUGUGGAUCAAUUCAGUGGUGAGAGCAGACCUGUUAAACUUCCUCUGGAUGAUGCAGAGAUUAUUCAGGGUUUGAAAGAUGUUUUGGUUGGAAUGAAGGUUGGAGGUAAAAGAAGAGCACUGAUACCUCCAGAGGUGGGAUAUGUCAGUGAAAACUUGAAACCAAUCCCUGAUGAGUUUGGCCCAAGGAGAAGCCUUCUCUCUCAUGCAAAGGAGCCAUUAAUUUUCGAGGUUCAACUCUUGAAGGUCUUAUGAUGCGCAUUUAAUCAUAUUAUGAGAUUCAAAUCAAAAAAACAUUGUAAGAAAUCCCCAACAAUG